UUUACCGUGCAACAUGAAGUUUCUCGUACUUUUCGCAGCAUCUCUGCUUUGCGUUCAAGCCUAUCAUAUUCCAUACGGAUUCUAUGAUGGUUCAUCCGAAUCCAGCGAGGAGGAGUAUCAGGUACUCGUGACGGCUAAUAAUCAACCACCACUGAGCUUACCGGGCGUUGGUGUCUACAAUCACCCCCUUUUACAAGCGGUUAAAGUGAAGGUGCCACGCUAUGUUAGCACAGAACUCAAGCAGCAUAUUAUCACGCAGACCCUAGCUGCGCGCGGUUUGACUCUACACACACAGCCGCCACAAGGCGGCUUAAACAAUGUCGCACCAACUACCGGUGUACGGCCACAACGAGAGGUGCUGGCUACAGCUGCAGUAAAUAAGGGUAGCGUAGUGGAAAGUGGCAUAAUCGGUGGUGUGCAGGAGAUAACAACGGUGGCACCAGCAGGAUUAGCCGCUCCAGUUGUACCUGAGGCGCCAGUCAUCCCAGUUGUACCAAUGAUAUUGUAAGGGACGCAAAGCGACACGUUAGAUAUGGCUCUAAGUCAGCAUAGUUUCCUUUUGA
Molecule: messenger RNA, 563 nt
Organism: Bactrocera latifrons
Lineage: Eukaryota; Metazoa; Arthropoda; Insecta; Diptera; Tephritidae
Exons: 2
Coding region: 14-508 (164 amino acids)
Source: RefSeq, a predicted model, not a curated record